Molecule: messenger RNA, 3714 nt
Organism: Centropristis striata (black sea bass)
Lineage: Eukaryota; Metazoa; Chordata; Actinopteri; Perciformes; Serranidae
Gene: slc16a13
Product: solute carrier family 16 member 13
Exons: 5
Coding region: 410-1936 (508 amino acids)
Biological process (GO): monocarboxylic acid transport; transmembrane transport
Molecular function (GO): monocarboxylic acid transmembrane transporter activity
Source: RefSeq, a predicted model, not a curated record
AAAGAUUUAUAACACACAGAUCAUUCUUUUAUAUUGAUUAUUUUGUUUUAUACUCAAAAAUUAAAUAUAUUACAAGCAAUAACAUGAAAACCUCUUUGAAAAAAGUCAAACGAGGAACAAAUGCAUGUCACCCACUUUAUUUUUCUGUGUCACAUCUUCUGACCACUAUUGUAAAAACCUGCAAAGUUGAUGAAGGGUUCUUUUUUUAAUCUAUUGAACAUGCAACUACUUCUUCAGCAGUCACCUCUCACCUACAUCUUGCUCUCAAAUGAAGGCCAACUUGUUAACCAGCGUUGCCACACUUACAUGACUGGCCAGGGCCUUGAUUGGCCUGUUGGGAGUUAAUCAUUACGGCUAUUGACAUGCACAGAGAGAGUCUGAGGCUAAAGCAGACAGCUGUCACCUGCUGAUGCUUUUAUCUUCAUGUUCUUGCUGCCUCCUUUCACUUCUAAUCUGCCCUCUUUGCUCUGCUUGUGUUGAUUUUUUUUUUACAGAUAAAUCUCUCUUAGACAUGUCCAACACCAAGCCCAAAGCGGAGAGCCAGAGCGAUGAAGCGGAGGGCCCGGACGGAGGCUGGGGCUGGGUGCUGGUCGGCGCCCUGUUCAUCAGCACGAGCCUGGUGUUCGGCCUGAUGCGGAGCUUGGGGAUCUUCUUCGUGGAGUUCGUCCAGUACUUUGAGGAGAGCGCUCAGGCCAUCUCCUGGAUCUCUUCCACGGGCCUGGCAGCACAGCAGUUCUUCAGUCCGCUGGGUGCAGCGUUGUGUAAUGCAUAUGAUGCCCGGGUGGUGGUGAUGACGGGGGGCUGUCUGGCCGGGCUCGGCCUCAUUCUGGCCUCACAGGCCACCUGCCUUCUUCACCUCUACCUCACUAUGGGUGUUAUUUCAGGUUUGGGCUGGGGGCUGGUUUUCACUCCCAUGGUUGCUACGGUGAUGGCUAACUUCACUCGCCGGCGCACCCUGGCGUUAGGACUGGGGUUCUCCAGCAUCGGCCUCUCCUCCUUCGCCUUCAACCCGCUCUUUCAAUUCCUGGUGGAGAUGUACGCCUGGCGAGGGGCCCUCCUCAUUCUGGGGGGCCUCAGCCUCAACAUCGUGCCCUGCGGAGCUCUCAUCCGCCCACAGCGACGCUCAAAAGCCCCAGCAAAGGUGGAUUCAGAGAACAGGUCAUCAUGUGCUGCAGUGCUGCACCGAGUCUCCUCCCACCUGGAGCUGUCGCUGCUCUUUGAGAGGCCUUACAUCACCUACACGCUGGCCGUCACUCUCCUUAACGUCGGCUACUUCGUGCCGUAUUUCCACCUGGUGGCCCACAGCCGCCAGUGUGGCUUCUCAGAGUACCAAGCUGCUUUCGUCAUGUCCGCUGCCGGCGCUACAGACAUUCUGGGCCGCAUAGUGUCCGGCUGGUUCUCAGACCUGGGUCACUUUCGGCUGAUUCAUUUGCUGACCUCGUGGACGACGCUGGCGGGCGUGUUCAUCAUGCUGCUGCCCGUGAGCUCCUUGUCCGGUUCCUACACUGCACUGAUGGCCAUCAGCCUCCUGUACGGAUUCUGCUCCGGGGCGUUGACCUCUCUCGUCUUCGCCGUCAUUCCCAUGAUCGUGGGUGUGCAGCGUACGAUGGGAGGCCUCGGGCUGCUGCAGCUCAUCGAGAGCAGCGCCGGACUGCUGGGGACGCCUCUGUCAGGGUUACUUAAGGACGUCACAGGCAACUACGUCGCCUCCUUCCUGGUAUCCGGCAGCUUCCUCGUCCUCGGCACUUUGACCAUGACCACUCUGCCUCACUACUUCUCCUGCACGGACCCUCCGCUGCCUUCACCUGAUGACAAAGAUAAGGGCUUACAUCAAGAGUUGGAACAGAUGCACAGCUCCCAGUCUGACAUAAACUACAGAGGAGUUAAUGAUCUGGCAGGUGAAGUAACCAAUAAGCCAAAAGAGUGUGUAGGUUAAAGGGCUAAAGAGCCUUGUUGAUACUCUUCAGUCCAGCCAAUGUGGUGAAGACAAUCUCUUCUUGAGCUGCUCUACAUUAUACCUCAGAGAUUCAGACCCAAAGAUGAAAGAAGUGCACUGUGAAAACUGCGACAGCAUAAAGGGGCCAGUGAGUUCCUCACUCUGUUACACAUCCUGACCUCAGUUUAAUGGAAAAAACGCUGAGCAUUUAAAUGCACAGUAGGAUUGUAAGCAAGAUAGGAAACAUGAAGGAAAAUGUUUUUUGUUAUUAUAACUUGACUUAAGAAACAAGCAGAGGACUAUUUUCUUUUCUUAGUAUUUCAUUUGAAUCUGCAAAUAUAAGUUUUGCACAUACUGUACAUGAUUAAUCUUCACUUUACCUGAUUUAAACUAUAUUCUGUUAAUGAGGCGCAUGCACAUUGUUUAAAAGAAGUGGAUGUGAUGUCACCCACUGGUUUGUGUGGAGCACCAGUUGAAAGCCUUGAGUCAGCCAUGCUGUAAAGCUCUUCUUUAUCAUCUAUUUUACUCUAAAUAAGAAAGAGUCAUUUUAUCAUAAACUUACAUAUACGAUCAUGUCUACUUUUUGAAGCCGGUGGAUCGUCCCCCGACUGGCCAUUAGAAAGAAUGCAGGAUUAGGACCCUUCAAAGACUCUAGUUCCACUUCUUUUAUACAGUCUACAGUCAUGGAAAAAAAUAUUAGACCACCCUUGUUUUUUUAAAUUAAUUGAAGAUGGGUUUUUUUUGAUAAUAACCAAAAUCAUUAUCAAGAAACCAUUGGAAAAUGUCUAGAUAUCAUAGAUAUUUUUUGUUGUUAUCAUUAUAUUUGUCCAAACAAAUGUACCUUUAGUUGUACCAGGCAUUAAAAUGAACAAGAAAUUGAAGAAAAAGGGUGGUCUAAUAAUUUUUUUCAUGACUGUAUGUGCAGAAAUGACACAACAUCAUAGAGCCUACUGAUCAGCAGGGCUGGAUUAAUUCAAUAUUGACCCUUUUCACAAAAAACAUUUUGUCUUGUCAAAGCAGGAAAAGCACAAUAACAAUGGCUGCAUGCCAUUACGUGAGCCAGUUCCAGGGCUCAGCCAUUGUCUGGGACAUUUAAUUGGAAUAGAGCCAUCGUUAAUGCACCUGUGCGUUUCCUGCUUUAAAAAAAAAUGGGUCUCGAUGCUCAUGUGUGUAUGUACAUCUCCAGAAAAAUGUCAAGUACAUACUACAGAUACACAUGGCAACAUUUCUGUAAACAAGCCCCUCUAAAGUCUCAGGUAAUGAAACAGGACUUAUCACAAGUCCAUUGUGCCUAUAACAUACAGGUGCAUCUCAAUGAAAUUAGAAUAUCAUAGAAAAGUUUAUUUAUGUCAGCAAUUCAAUUCAAAAAGUGGAAAAAACCCAUUAUAUAGAUCCAUUACACACAGAAUGAAACAUUUCAUGUCUUAAUUUAUUUAAUUUAUUCUAAUUAGAAUGAUUGUGGCUUACAUUUAACGAAGACCUAAAAUCCAGUGUCUCAAAAAAAAUUAAUAUUACAAAUGACCAAUUUUAAAAAAGUAUGUUUAAUAUGGAAAUGUUGACCUCUGAAAAGUAUGUCCAUCUAUAUGACUCAAUACUUGGUUGGGGCUGUUUGACUUGAACUACUGGAAAUGGACUUUUCCGUCAUAUUGUAAUUUAUUGAGAGGCACAUGCACAUACAUAUAUAUAGAUAUAUAUAUACAGUACUGUGCAAAAGUUUUAGUCAGGUGUGGAAAAAAUGCUGCAAAUAAGAAUGCUUUCAAAAAAAGACAUGUUAAUAU